CAUCACCCGUUUGGAGAAAGGGAGUUGAAAUUGCGCAUGCGCAUUGCUUUUCUUGUCUGAAAUCGCAGCAGUUUGAUACGAGGAGAACGCAGCCGUAUAUAGUUGCUGAGGGCCGAAACAAAAAGGGGGACAAAAUCGUUAAAAUUCGUGUUUCCAGGCUGCUGUACAUACCUUCAUUCUUCAACCGAGCGUCUAAACUGGGGAAAUGGCGUCUAAAACCCGGCUUCUGAGUUGAUUUGAGUGAGGUUUCGAGCCGUUGUUUUUAGGGAGGGUGAUAGCAGUAUUGAACGAGAGUAUUUAUCACCAGAAAUAAGAGAGAGUUAUAUCCCGUUGGCUUCUGUCUGGAUCAAGUGAAUGAUUUGUAAGCGAGCAAAAGGUGUUCUGUAAUUUGCCAAGCCACUCAUGCUAGGACAGGGCCUGCAUCGUUCACAUUGGAAACCCUGCUCCAUACAGAAACAAGUAGCCAGAACUGACAGGAGAUACUGACGUGAUUCAACUCAUGAAACACAGAUGAGCAGGCUCUGGAGGAGAGAUGUUCCCCUGGUGGCCCCUGGCUCCUCUGUGGGGGAGGUUGCACCCGGCCCUCACUCCACGGCCACCCCGGCCAGCCCCAACAUGUCAUGGAUCCCUGAGGAGCCCAUCACCCCGCUGGGGGAGCCCUUCUUCCUCAUGACCACCUCGGCACAGGCCAUCUCCGGCUUCUUCGUGUGGACAGCACUGCUCCUUACCUGCCAGCAGAUCUACAUGCACCUGCGCUACUACAGCGCCCCGAACGAGCAGAGAUACAUUGUGAGGAUCCUCUUCAUCGUUCCCAUCUACGCCUUUGACUCCUGGCUCAGUCUGCUCUUCUUCACCAAUGACCAGUACUACGUCUACUUCGACACGGUCAGGGACUGCUACGAAGCUUUUGUGAUCUACAAUUUCCUGAGCCUCUGCUAUGAAUUCCUCGGAGGGGAGAGCGCCAUCAUGUCAGAAAUCAGAGGGAAGACGAUUGAGUCCAGCUGUAUGUACGGAACCUGCUGCCUUUGGGGAAAGACCUACUCUAUUGGCUUCCUGCGUUUCUGCAAACAGGCGACUCUGCAGUUCUGCGUAGUCAAGCCCUUGAUGGCCAUGAUUACUGUGAUACUGCAAGCUUUUGGGAAAUACAAGGAUGGAGACUUCAACGUGGCAAGCGGAUACCUCUACGUGACGAUCGUCUACAACAUCUCGGUGAGCCUGGCUCUGUACGCGCUCUUCCUCUUCUACUUCGCCACUCGGGAGCUGCUCAGCCCCUACAGCCCUGUGCUCAAGUUCUUCAUGGUCAAGUCUGUCAUCUUCCUGUCCUUCUGGCAAGGCUUGCUGCUGGCUGUCCUGGAGAAGUGCGGGGCGAUCCCGAAGAUCAGUUCGGCGGAGGUGUCGGUGGGAGAGGGCACGGUGGCCGCCGGCUAUCAGAACUUCAUCAUCUGCGUGGAGAUGUUCUUCGCUGCCAUCGCCCUGCGCUACGCGUUCACCUACAAGGUCUAUGUGGACAAGCAGCUCGUCACACAGGGAAUACUUCCUACUUAUGGGCCCUAUGGUCGUUGCGCCCCGAUGAAAAGCAUCUCCAGCAGUCUGAAGGAGACCAUGAACCCCGGAGACAUUGUCCAGGAUGCCAUCCACAACUUCUCCCCUGCUUACCAGCAGUACACCCAACAAUCCACGCUGGAGCCAGGCCCGGGCUGGCAGCGCAACGGACACGCCGUCUCACGCACACACAGCGUGGCGAGCAUGAGGGACAACGAGAAGACACUGCUGCUGAGCUCCGACGACGAGUUCUGAGAGAGCACAGCACAGACACACGCAAACACACAAACACACACACAUACACACACACACCUAAAUAAAACUGGCAUUGGGGAAGGGUCGUUUGGAACCAUUAUCAAAAGUCACGCACUGGACAACUAGCGCCAUCUGCUGUUGGAGAGUAGGAACUAAUGCAUUCAAUCCAGCAUUUUAUUGUUCACAAACCUUUUUGAAAUAAACACACAACAUAACCACUUUAAAAUACACUAUGCCCCAAUUUGUUCAGAAAGCAGCCUGAAGAGGAGGUUUUACCCUACACAGUUUUAGGCUAUAUUCUACAGUUCCCUUUUAUGUGUGAAGCUGUUAUGUUUUUAUGGCUUGUCUGUUUUUACAGCAUUUCCGGAUUUUGACGGAAACUUAUACAAAUUCUGCAUUGCCUCAAUUGCAACCACACUCAAUUCACAUGUAAACGCAGACCUCCACACAAACUAGCCAUGUUUUUAGGAUUACAAGUGUCCUGAAACUGCCAAUUGUCGAAACUAUUAUUCCAAAGGGCUUGCCAGUCUGCUGCUGUUGAGCUGAAACCCCAAUGGUUCAUUCCAGCACUGCUUUUCCACAUUGCUUGUAAACCUUUUGAAAAAUGAGUGCAAACAUUUUACAGAGUGCUAACCAGAACUUCCUGUCUUGCAGCAUCUUUGCACUAACAUUGUUGCUUAUCAGGCAAAAACAUUUAUUUUUAAACCUUCCCAUGGUGUGUUCUCAUUACUGGAUAUGAGAGAGACUCUGUUCUCAAUAUUGUAAGGGCAGCACUUGAUGUGUAAUAGGUUGUACCCAGCAGGUUGUGGACUAAGAAUUGGAAUACCUGCCAGCUAUAGCGCACCUUGUGGCAUCUCUGACUGCAUUUUUUCUUUACUGUUGUUUUUGCCCUUUUCUGUUUUUUCAUGAAACUGCAAAUGAUACAUUUUAGAUAAAGGACAAACAGAAGACCAUUGUGCAAAGAGCAGCCGAUCAGCUGAAAGGAGCAAAAGUAAAUCGCAUGAAACGGGAAAUCAGAGGGGUUUGGAAUGAGUGAAACUGCAUCGCCCUGUUGGCAAGUCCGUUCAGUCAUGGUGAGCAAGACUGGGUAGGUGCUUGGUUGCUGGUGUUUCCAUAUUGAAGCCUAAUGAUAGGCUGCACAUCCUGUUGAGUGCACAGCCUUUUAUAUAUACAGAGCAUCAAAAGAAACAUAUUACUAUUAAAACACAUUUAUUUUGUGGGGAAAAAAUAAGGUAUAUAAAUGAUGGACAUUGACGAAAUGUUUUUGGUUUCUUUUUAAUCACUUGAUCAUUCAUCCUUGACCAUGUCAUGCUUGAGUGACUAUGACUGAAGCAUAUGCACUUAAUCACCUAAUUAGUGAGACAGUUGAUUGGACACUGGAUAUGGAGUGAUUUCAGCUAUUGAAUUGCAAGCUCCAAUAAAGCAAUAAAGAAAAUCACAAAAAAAAAAACCAAUAUGCCACAUCUGUCAAGAGAGCAAUGUCUUAGUGCAAUCGGCAUGUUGGAGGCUAGAUUAGAGCAGCGUACUGUGGCUCGUCGCCUUGGGUGCUCACAGCCAGCAAUUUCAAACCUGGCGAGACAGUAUAACCAGACACACUCGGUCAAUGACAGGCCACGAACUGGGAGACCAAGAGUCACAACACCUGUCCAAGAUCGACAGAUCAUUUUGCAGCAUCUUCGUGAUGUCAUUUGUUAAUCAGCACAAUAAAAAGUCACUGCACCUGCUCUUAAACAGAGUUUGCAAUUUUUCGAUCCAUCUAGUGAAUUUUAUCCAAAUAUAAGUGAUGUUUCUUUUGAUGCUCAGUAUACAUUAAAGAAGUAUUGUGUUGAUGGGACACAAGGCUACAGCAGCAUGGUGACAUGACAGUUAAGGCCUGGAACAAGAACUGGAAAAUACUUUCUGGGGCCAGAUUUAAUAUAUUUGCUUUAAUUUAUUAUUUUCUAUUCAGUUAAUUUGACUGGGAAACUAAAGGCCUGAAUUAGAUAACUUGUACCAUGGACACAGAUAUUUAGCAUAGUGCCAACAAACGUCUAUAGACACUGAUAGCGGUGCUAGAAUUUAGAUUUAAUCCAGUCUAAGUGUUUGCUCAGUUUUAAGUUAUUGCCAGAUGGAAUAAGGUCUAAAAUAUAUUCUUCAGACCACAUCCCUAUUUUUUUUUUUUUUUUUUUUUUAACAAGAGAAACGAUUAGUUUUGAUUUCGAUUUGACUUUUUUUUUUUUUAAGGAUAUACCGUAGCAAUUAAAAAAAAAAAAAAAAAAAAAAAAAAAAAAUUCUGGCAUACAUAAAGGGCGCCCAAAUUUGGGGUCCUUAUAUAUGGCUACAGUUAUUGCAUUAAUAUGUCGAUAUGUUGUUGUUCUAUUGUACAGUUGUUCUAUUUAAAUGUCAAACAAGAAACAUGUAUCGUAACUUAAGAAAAGCAUUUACUGCCCUGUGGCAAGUUCACACAAGUGUGCAAAAAGCUGGUUUUACCAUCAGCUAGUGAUCUCAGCUAGUGGUCUUUUGAAACUUGCCCAUCGUCUUUUAAUGAUACCAAGCAGCAUCUUGUCAAUCUUAUCAAUUGGCCUUUCACCGGAGGUUCAAGUCCGAGUUUGGGGGCCUCAACUUAGCUCCCCAGUUGUGACAUCUGAGGCUUUUUGAAGUUUAAUUAAACACGCCUUUCGGACCAUGUUGUCAAAGCUUUCCUCCAUUCUUUAAUUGGCUGCUUAAGAGAACUCUGAUUGUAUUAUUUGUUUGUUUAUAGUUUUGUAAAAUUAACAGGCAUUUUACCUUUUUAAAAAAAUAAGAGUUCACUAAAGACUGGAGUAAACCCUUUGAAAACAUGACUUCUCAAUUCCUGGUCCUAGAUUAAAUGCUCCUGAAUCACAACCAAUGGAGAUCACCUAUACUCUUUACUGUGACCAAUCCCCCUACUAGCUGUGGAUUAUAAUGAUAUGCCCAACCUUUCCAACCUCUCCCUCCAACUUCAGGGCAAGUCAGUCUUCUCUGCAAUCAAAGACUUGUAGCUUAGAAGGACUCCCAGUGGACAUCCUUGAAUUCAGCAUUAUAAAUCUCACCUAAAUUCACAUAAAAUAGUGAUGUUUUUAAAUGACCAAGUAGUUUCCCAUGUAUAAAAUUGGUUGAACCACUGGGCAAUUGACAGUUGAAGCUCAGCUAAAUGUAGGAUAAUUCUAUCAUACUCCCAGAAAUGGGAGCCUGCAUAUCCCCACACCCUUCCAUUCCAGUGUGGGUGGUUAGCUUAUAAAACUCUACCAUCAUCCAGAGAUUUACAGUUUAUAUUUUAAUAUAUUAUUUUUAGCUGUUUUUUCUACUCCCCAGGUUACAACGGGGAUGAAGAAUCAGCUUUCAGUCUUUUUUGUUUUUCCUUUUUUUAUACAUCUCAAAUGAAGUGUGUUUGUUUUUUUUGUCUUUUUAUUUGAUGUUUGUCAUUUUAAUAAUACGUCGGACACCUCUCUUGCCAACUGUCCCUUACUGUUAAUGAUAUCAUUCUUCACUCAUUUGGGUCCAUUGUUGUGAGAUUUCACUUUAACGAAACAUAUCAAUUCCUGGUCAUAGAUUAAAUGAUACCAAAUCAAUAGAUAUUGCCUUAAAGUUUACACUGGUGACCAAUCUCCCGACUAGCUAUGGAUUACAAGAACAUGUCCAAAAUGUUCAACCAGUCCCUCCAAAGUAAGGGCAGUCAGUCUUCUCUAUAUGAAAGGAUUGAAGCCUAGCGAUCCAAUACAAAGAUAUAAAGCAACAAGCCUACCAGUAUGUUCAGAUAUCACUGUGUUGUGAACACGCUAAUGGAUUAUCAAUGCAGUGCCCCAUGCAAUAUCAUAUUCAAUCUGGAUCAUUCUUUUGAUAUGUUAUAUAACCAAGAAAAAAAAAAUCAAAUUACACAUGAAAUGUAAUAAUUUGCAUUUUUGUUCUCCAGCACUUCUGAUUUGUAUUAUAAUUUUUAUUUCUCCAGUUGUUUACUGUUAAGGAACAGCAUUAUCACAUAAAUUGAACACAUUUUUGGGUGAAAAUCUGACUUUCUUACCACUUCCCCGCUAUGAAAAUGGUGUGCAUGGUAUAAAUAUUUGUGAAAAACUGUUCUGAAUUUGUGCAAUGUGUAUCGAAAUGUAACUGCAACAGGCAGACACUAAACCCCAUUACCCCUGCGGGCUGCUAUGACACACUUUGAAAUGUCUGGUCACUGCAAAGUUUGUUUUAAACCACAUUUAAGAGCGAGCUGGGAUUUAAAGGGGUAGCAUUUAUCAUUGUUUUAAAUUGACUGAACAAUUUGGUUUUGUAACAUCCCCAAUCAGCUACAUUUUCAGCUGCAAUCUUGAGAUAAGGCUUUUAAGCCAUGUUCUUACCUCUCAUUGGCUGAAUCUCAACAGGCAGUGUUGUGCCAAUGCUUUUCAAAUGUCAUUUGUAUUUAGUUUGCCCACGUUGACAUGUUGUGCACUUUUGUGUGGACAUUUGGGAACGUCUUCACAUUUCCCAUUCUGCUAAAUUAGCAUUAAAAAUUAAAUAAAUGUAUAGUAAACUUAUUCAGAACUAGAUACAAGGUGCAUGUAGGAGCUCUGAAAUGAACUGCCUGAGUAAUUUAAUUGAACAUCAAAGUGUUGUGUUUUAUUUUUUAUUUUUUUUAGAAUAAUUUUUGUGAAUCUAAACCAGUACAGUAUAUUAUGGUGGGAUAGAGAAUGAGGUAGGAUGUCAGCCCCAGUUAACACCCUGGUAUACUGCAAAAAUAAUAUCAAGCAAUUCCGUUGUGGUAGGGAUUGGAUGAUAAAUACGGAUUACUGUACACAUUAGAAAUACAAGAUGUAUUGACCUUUUAGAGGCGCAAAACAGCCCUGGGUAGUAACUUGCUGUGAAAUGCAAACCUCAGCUUUCAAUGAUGGAUCUAGGGUUUCUCUAAAACAUUUCCAUUGUAUUCUUCUAAAAUUCUCUAUAAGUUAGUGUUCCUGUUUAUCGUUGUAGAUUGCUCUUGCUGAUAUACCUCUAGUGGGGAUUCAGAGCAAAGUGUGUCAGAUUACUAAACGCACAGGCUCGUUUUCAUUAUAGCUCUGCGUGAACAACACAUAAACACGACAGUGCAAUAUUAACACUUUGUAUUAUCUGGGAAGAUAGUGCUGUGAACAGACUUUAUUUGAAGCUUUGGCAAUUCUGAAGCAGGAAAAAGAAAUCCCAAGCUGUCAUUAAAAGACUGAAGGUUGGGGGAAGAAACAAAGAGUUUGUGAUCUUAAACCCUAAUGACAAUGUUUUUCCAAUUACAGAGGCUGUUGCUGCAGAAAAUGUAGUAUAACUGUCUGUCCACUAAGUGCAGAUUGAGUUUAAAACGAAACUCGGAUGAUCAGAUUGAUUGCACAAAGGAAGUCACCAGAAAUAAUAAAUGUGUUAUUGAAUUAUUACCACUGACCUUUCCUUCCCUAAGCUGCUUCCAAACAGUUCAAUUCAGAGUGGCUUGUUGCUGUCAGCCCCGCACUCCCUGUAACACUAGUGUCAUUUUUAUUGCAGAAAAGUGGCGUACAGUACUGUAUACAAAUAUUGGAAUAUUGAAUAGGAAUAAUAUUGUAUGAUAUCUCAGAGAUACAGACACCUAGUUUUGUACCGUCAGUGUUUUUCUUAUUUCUUCUUGUUUUUCUUGAUCUGGUAUAUUGACAUAAAGCUGCAGAGAUUCCGCUUCUAUUUUUGCCUUUGUGAUGUUAACAAAAAAAUAAAUAAAAAUUAUAUAGAUUGUC
Messenger RNA from Acipenser ruthenus (sterlet), 7508 nucleotides. Its product is annotated as transmembrane protein 184B-like. The record is from RefSeq and is a predicted model, not a curated record. Bases 511 to 1797 code for a protein of 428 amino acids. Lineage: Eukaryota; Metazoa; Chordata; Actinopteri; Acipenseriformes; Acipenseridae. The transcript has 11 exons. Gene Ontology annotation, molecular function: transporter activity. Gene Ontology annotation, biological process: transport.